AACAAAAAACGAGGUGUGUGCGCGUGUCGGUCUGAAAAAAACACUCCCCAACAAAAACAGAAAAGACUAAAAGGACAAAACUUUCACAAAAUCAAAAAAUUAAUGUAUAAUUUUUAAGAUAAAUACAAAAAACAACGAAAUUUUAUAACAAACCUACAAUAAAACAACAAUGAAUGCAUUAAAUUUACGUGUGUCCACUGUCAAGCCGGGGGAAACUAUCAGAAAAAAUGCUGAAAUGCGAGCUGCCUUGGUCACUUUACCCAAACAAUAUGAAUUGUUUGAGGAGUCCUAUUGUUUGGAAAUGAAAAGUGCUAAAACUGUGCCGGAUCAGGUGAUGUGUGUUAAGAAUACAUUCAAAAAUCUAGGAACAGAUGAAAAGGCUUUACAGUUUUUAUGUGAUAUAUAUUUUGCAAGUCCCCUCAAACAUCCAGUCAGGAAUCAAAUUUUAAAACUUUUAAUAACUGCUGCUAAAUUGGGCACUGGUGACGUGGAUGAAUCAUCUAUAGUGAAGGCCUUAGAAAAGAGCUUACAAAAACUUGUGGAGGAGGGUAAAACUUAUACCGAAAGUGUUAAUUGGAAUAUUACUAUUGCCUCACUAUCCGGCUGUUUUGAAAAUUUUGAAUGUGGCCUCAAAGCCUUGGAGAAUUGUAUUAAUAUAGUAUUUCCUUAUGCCUGUUCAUCGGUCAACAGAUAUGUUACCGAAUUGGGAGUUUUAAGUUCUCCCUCCGUACGCAAUGAAUACUAUAUGUAUGUGCACAAUUCCAUACGUUUCCUACUCAAUUGUGUGCAGGAAUUUGGCAAAGUCAUGAAAUCCACACACACGGAUCAAAUAAAACAAUUAAACACCAACUGCAAAGAGAUUAUCUCGGACAGCGAUAUACCCAUGGAUCCGCGCACAAAUGCUGGCAUCUUAAUGGCUUAUAUAGCUAAACUGUUUGAUGAGUACGAUGCCUUUGUGGCCUAUGUCAAGGACAUAAAAAAUCCCAAUGAAAUUGCCAUGUGUGUGGGCGUUAUUAACACCUGUGAUCAACAUGAUUUCCAACAAUACUCAGCCGAUAUACGUGAUAUUUGUGGUAAAAUCGAUGAAAUAGCCAAUGCUAAUGCCACGGUCCACAACAUUUUGCUGUGUGCCACCCGAGCCUUAUAUCAAAUCUCAAAACUUACCUACACCUAUGCCUUAAAGUCGCCCCAAACAUUGGAUGAUAUUAAAUUAAUAUUACGCAAGCUAUUGAUAUUUACGGUGGCCUAUUUGGAACAUCAUAUGGAUAGUGUUAGACAUAUUUGCAGGGAUUUAAUGCGCAACAUAGUGGCCUGCUCGAAAAAGGUGCAAUUUGAUUUUUUACUACAGAAAAUCUAUGAUGCCUGCAAUUCGGAUCGUUUGUCGUUGUCGAUGAAAUGUGUGGUAUUGCAACAGGCUGCCUCUAUUUUGGGAGCUGAUGAGAUUAUAAAGAAUUGUUUGGAUUUAUUUUCACAUCUAUUUGCCAGUAAUUUGGGCAGAGAUUUUAUUGUGAAUAAUUUAUAUGAAACCCUUAUGAUAUCCCAUCACAAAGAGCUUCCUUUCGUAAGUUGGGUUAAACUCUGGAUCAAUUAUCUAUUGAACAUAGCGGCCGUGCAGGACGCACGUUUAGCGGACAUUGAGGUUCUUAUCGUCAAGGCUGUAAAAUGUGACUGUAGAGUAGUACAAACUAUAAUUAAUUGCGAGGAUAAACCUAAAAUCCCCGUUAGCACAAAACUGUCGGCUCUAUGGGCUGUGCGAAAAUCAGGUAUAAAAAUAGAUAAUUUUCAAGAAAUCAUGCAACAAUUCUCGAAAAAUUUACAAUUAUCCAUACUCUCCAAUGAGGACGAAACUCGUAUAAUGGCUUUACGUCUGCUGGUGGAGACACACAAGACCACCGAGCCCCUAACACUGCUCGACUGUAAGCAUUUGUUAACCUAUUUGGAAUACAAUACAAAUUGUCAGAGUCCGGCCACGCGACAAAAGAGUUUAGCUUUGUUGAGCAAAGCUCUGGUGAGAUGUGAAUUGAAUUUGGUGAAGUUACUAAAAGGCAAACAACCACCUAAACUGGUACAAAACCAGCCGCUGGAAUUGAAGUUUCUGCAAGAUUUUAUGCGCAUUUUAGUGGAGAAUCUGUUUGAGGGCGCCAACUUUAGCCGCAGAUCAAUAUCCCUGCAAUUGCUGCACCAAUGUCUGAUCAUAGGCAUUAAUUGUAAUUUAAAAUUACUAACACUGCUGCCUAAAUCAACGGUACCCACAUUGGUGUCCACUUUGGGUGAUGGCUAUGAAUCGAAUAAGGAUUUGGCGGUCAAUAUGCUUAAACUGUUGGAGGACAAUAGCGAACUAAGUCUCAUAGAACAUUAUAAUUUGAAUAUCAAUCUGCUGGAAUUGCAAACUCUUUUGACUUCCAUAAAACCCAUGGAUUCAAUGACGGGCUCCUAUCAACUGGAGUUUUUGUGCAAUAAAUGUUCACCCGCCAUAUUUGGUGAUUAUGAUUUACCUAAUUAUGCCACUUGCAUAUAUGCUGCCCUGAAAUGGCUUUUAGCAGAACUAAAGCAGGGCUUAAAAAUGGCCAAACAAUCUCUGUUGGAAGCUGCCAAACUAAAUCCCUUAUAUGGUUUAUUAUUUGCUCUAAAACAUUUGCUGAAACGUUUGGAUUUCGCUUAUCUAAGUCAGGAAAUAACAUGGCGCAUACUAAUAGCCGAGCUAAUAGUUCUAUGCAAAGAUUUAACAAAUGUAGUUUCUCCCAUUGUUAAUAGCUCCUCGCCCGAGGGUCAUUUGCCUAAUGAUUUUAGCGAGCUACCUAAGGAAAUGCAAACUAAACAGAGUCCCGAAAAGAAAUCCACCUCACCUUGCAAGAUUUUAACCACCAAACUGCGUAAAAUUGAUAUGCAUUCAGUUAAAACCACUCCCCAAAUGGUUUUAUUAUGUGCCUGGCGUACUGUCAAAGAUGUUUCCUUGAUACUGGGCGAAAUAGUUAUCUGCUCUCCCAUACAAUACAGUAAAUUAACCGAACAUUUUCUUAUUACCAAAGAACAAAUUCUGGAAAUUGGUGAACAUUUCAAACUUUUACUCUCCGAGGUGAAACAUAGGGGUGCUUUUGAGCAAGCCUAUGUAGGCUUUUCGAAAUUAUGCUGCCGUUUGUGGACCGUAGAAGCAAAUGAUUUGAAUGCCUUGCCCAUGAUAUGGCUAAGAGACUUGAUAACAUUAAUUUCCAAGGAUGACCUCAACAAUGAGAAAAUCUGUGCCACCCGCCGCAGUGCUGGCGUACCGUUUAUGGUACAGGCCCUUAUAACCUCCGAAUUGCAAGUGGGCACUACUAAGUCUUUGUACUAUUGCAUGUCGCAUUUACUGCAACUCUGCUCGGCCAGUGACAGAAGUACAGAGUCUCGCACUCAUGCCUUAAAUAUACUCAGAGCCUUAUUUAGAUGUACUGACUUAAAUGAGGCCGUGGGUGAGUUUGUGUCUGAGGGUGUUAUGGCCGCCAUACGCAGUUAUGAUGCCAACACUUGGUCGGAGAAAAAUUCAGCCACUCUUCUGUUUGCCUCCUUAAUAACGCGCAUUUUCGGAGUGCAAAGAACCAAGGAUUCCGAUAAUCUAAAUAUACGUAAUCGCAUGACUGGACGGGUGUUCUUUUUGCGUUAUCCCAAGUUGUAUGAUUUCUUUUUGGAACAACUACAAAAGGCUAGUGAACUAAUAGAACAGCAACAAACUGCCCAUAAAUUACAGCCUCUGUUGCUAAUACUAAGUCGUUUAUAUCCCUCGGCUUUGGAGGGCACCGAAUCAAAUUUGAAAUUAUCCGAAUUCAUACCCUAUAUCUCGAAAUGUGGUGGUUGCCAGGAAAUGACAACUAGAUACUUGGCUGCCAAGGCCAUAGUGGCUUUGAUAAGUAAAGAUGAGGUGAUUACCAUGAUAUUAAACAAAUGUGCAGAGAUGGUGCUAAUGGCUGAUGGUGUUUAUGAAUUUAAAUCAAAUACUUUACAUGGCAAUCUAUUGCAGAUAUUGUAUUUAGUAAAAUAUCAUAAAAACUAUUUGACUGAUGACUUGAUUGCCGAUAUCACUUGCUCCAUAGUUAGUGUGCACGAACGUACAAAACUGAAAAACGCCGUAAUUUUAAAAGUAAUGCUAGACAUUUUUAUUGAAAUUUUAAACAGUUUGUCUACCCUUAAUUUUGGUCCUGCUGUUGUACAACAACUCUUAUAUUUCUCUACUUUAACGACCUUAUGUGAACCAAAUAUGGCCUUUUAUUAUCCCGUUUUAUACAAAUCGAAUUUCCUAUACAAUUUGCAUAUCAUGCGUUUAACUUUACCUUACGGUGCUCUAUCCGAUUAUACAUUAAGUCCUCCUAUAACCAAUAUGCCUUUAGAACAAGCUGAGACCUGCCUUAAUAUAAUGUUACUUUUACUAUUGAAAGCAAAAACAUUUAAUGAAACUAAUGCGGCCUCUGAAAAUGUUGCCUCAACUUCAGCUGCUGCUGCCAGAACAAAGGAGUUGUUAGAUGAAGCGGCCGUUGUGAAAGUAUUGCCAGAGGAUUAUGAAAAUAAUGAAAUUUUACAGGAAUUUGAAAUAAUGCCUCAUGAAUAUCAAUUUGUUAGAAUAUUAAAUGAUGAGACUAUGAGCGAAUUGGCCACCGAACUAAAAGAGAGCAAGGCUUUACAUUUAACCCUCAAGGAAGUGGUUAAAUUACCGCUGUAUUACCCAGAGGCGGCCAUGAAAUCCUAUGCCGUCAUGAGUUUAUUAAGUAAUUUUGAUUUUACUUUAACCAGUUUACUAAGAGAAUCAAAAAAACAUCCUGGCGAUGUUAAGUCACCCAUGAUGCUGUGUGUGGAACGUAUAGUACAAAGUCAAGGUGUAGAGUAUAAAUGUGCGCAAUUGUGUCUGGAGUAUUUAACGGAAAUAUCACAACCCUGGCAACCGGAUUGUUUAAGGUUUAAGGCCGCCAAUUUGUUGGUGUACAUAGCUGUGCACUAUCCGAAAUCGUUGGAAAAGAAACGUAUAAAUUUUGUGCGCUCCUUUAUAAGACUAAUGCUGAAUCUAUUGAUGGACGAUGAUUUUGAUAUACGUGACUUUACAGCUAAAAUAGUUUUACAUUGUCUACCCGAUGACAUUGAAUUGGGUUUGUCUGAUAGUUUAAGUAAUAAUUCUUUAGUUAGUGUUUUAAAAAUUCCAAUUCGUACAGAAAGUGUUGUUUCCACCAUGGCUCAACGUUUGUUUUUACAACACACGGCCGAUCUUUUACUAAAUUAUAGAAUGGACGAUACAUAUAUCUUGGAUAUAUUUAAAUUGAUAACUUCUUGUCUAACCACACAAUGUCUAGCCAAAGAGGAUGAUGGCCAGAACUCGACGCCGUCAUCAUCGGGCAGCGUUAGUGUUGCUAUAGCCUCAUCAGAUGUGGAAAUCUUUGAGAAGAUGGAGGCAAAUGUAUUUGCAGAGCCCCUAAAGGCAAUUACCGACACGGUGGUAGUGUUUAAAUGUACCUUUCGUUUGCGACCUAAAGUUGUACGUUUUGUGGAAUCAUAUUUACAGGAUUUAACAAAUCAGGGAUCAGUGCUGUAAGCUUAUAAAAUACAUAUUCAUAUUUAAACAUAAUGUAUAUAUUAUAUAUUAUUAUUACGUAUUAUUAUUAUGUUUACUUUUCUUUAUAUCAUCUUAGUUUAAGUAUUUACAUCAUAUACUUGACAAAUUUUGUUUUAUCAUGACAAAAAAAAAGAAAACCAAAGUAAUUCAGUUAAGUUAAAAGGGGGUGUUACAGGAAUUUAGAUUAGUUCAGCAUUUUUUAGGAAAAUCUUUUUAA
Molecule: messenger RNA, 5789 nt
Organism: Calliphora vicina (urban bluebottle blowfly)
Lineage: Eukaryota; Metazoa; Arthropoda; Insecta; Diptera; Calliphoridae
Gene: THADA
Product: Thyroid adenoma-associated protein homolog
Exons: 11
Coding region: 170-5551 (1793 amino acids)
Biological process (GO): tRNA methylation
Cellular component (GO): cytosol
Source: RefSeq, a predicted model, not a curated record